UGCGCAUUUCACAAAGUGCGAUGAAAAAGCCCAUGACGAUGGAGACCCUUUGUCCGUCCAGGCUGAUGGUGUCAUUAAUAAGGUCCCCAGCAAGUCAAAGCAUCACCAUCGUUGUCUUAUCUCAGGGCAACUUCUCGCGUGCCUAUUGUUGACCUUCAAAGUUACGCCUCUGACGCCUAGGACACCGUAACAGUGACGUCGGCUUCCUUUCCUGCAACAAAAUACCUUGACGGACGCCAUGAGCAAAAGUAGCUCUUGAGACGACUGGCAGAUACUCUCAAUUUGAGGUCUGCAUUUCUCCCUACUUCAGCCUUCUCCAAAGUCACCCCAUAUGAUCUCCUCCUCAACUCGCAGUCGCCUCCUACAAUCCGGACAAAUACUACGGCCGACAAGUAGCCUAAUCACCGGUACCCGCGCCUGUUCUACCAAGCACACCUGUAAAUCCUCACUGCGACCAUCUCCCACCGCGCAUUCAGUUGUCUCUCAACCAAGAAACUUCUCAGUCAUGCCGGAACAACGGGAGGCUCACCAGUACCAAGCUGGUAACAGCACAGACCGGGAGAAAGACGAGUGGAAAUUCCGCGAGCCAUACCGUAUCCACGAGGACAAUGACAAGUUCGACGUCAAAUGGGAGGGACAGUGCCACUGUGGAAGAGUCAAGUAUCAACUUAGUCGGGACAAGCCCCUGGCUGCGAAGUACUGUCAUUGCACAACUUGCCAGCGAUUACAUGGUGCUCCAUUUCAGUGGGCGGCCAUCUUUCACAAGUCUGACAUCAACUUCACCAACGGCCAUCACGAUCUGGGUUGGUAUGAUCCAACGAACAAAGACACCUCCCAUCAUCUGCCAUGCAAAGUAUCCUGCGCCUACUGUCGAUCCCCGAUCAUGGACGAAGGUCGAAACAUGAUCCUGCUCUUCCCGCCCCUGAUCAAGGGUAUCAACACCAAGGAAGGCAGAGAGGCUUUCAGGCCCACCUGCCACAUGUUCUAUCCUCAACGCGUUGCCGAGUUCCGCGGGGACGGCAUCGUCAAGUGGAAGGGCUUGGACAAUCUGAGCGAUCUGAUUGAUGAUGACGAGAAUGUUCUGGUCAAGUAUGAAAAGGGUAUGGAGGACAAGGAUAUGGAUGCGAAGAAGCGGAAGCACAUCGACCUCAACGAGCGAGAGGAGGUGCAAGGCAAAAAGAAUGGGUCUUGAGCGUCCAAAAGCCUUGUAUUGUCUGCGCAGAUUAGGAGUAACUACGAUUCCUGCGGCCAUCAUUCAACUGGGUGCCUGGGUCCUUGAUCAUUGUACGAGAAAUGAGUCAUGAGCAUUUUCAUACCUUCAUUAAAGUCCAAUUCGUAAAUGUUUAUCAAGAAGAAAGAUAGAGGCCUGAGGGCGCCGUUCCAGCUGCUCGGAUACUGUCAAAC
Molecule: messenger RNA, 1404 nt
Organism: Exophiala dermatitidis NIH/UT8656
Lineage: Eukaryota; Fungi; Ascomycota; Eurotiomycetes; Chaetothyriales; Herpotrichiellaceae
Exons: 2
Coding region: 332-1192 (286 amino acids)
Molecular function (GO): carbon-sulfur lyase activity
Source: RefSeq, a predicted model, not a curated record